Manduca sexta (tobacco hornworm) is the source of this 6862-nucleotide messenger RNA. Its product is annotated as NFX1-type zinc finger-containing protein 1. Gene Ontology annotation, molecular function: helicase activity; zinc ion binding. The record is from RefSeq and is a predicted model, not a curated record. Gene Ontology annotation, cellular component: nuclear RNA-directed RNA polymerase complex; nucleus. The transcript has 27 exons. Gene Ontology annotation, biological process: regulatory ncRNA-mediated heterochromatin formation. Bases 255 to 6497 code for a protein of 2080 amino acids. Lineage: Eukaryota; Metazoa; Arthropoda; Insecta; Lepidoptera; Sphingidae.
ACGGCGUGUAUACUUCGCAGAUUUCGUGUCGGAUAUCGGCCAUUUCAUUGUGCGGCGCACCAUCAUUAAGUGCAGACUGCAGUCUAGACCAUUCCUAUAAGUGACUGAAAUAGCUUUAUAUUUAUAUUAUUGAACAAUACAUUUUCAAAUUAAUCCGGCAGUUUAAUUAUUGAUAGCACGUGUGUCAUUUGAGUGUAUAAUUAUAUUUUUCGAUAAGCUAUAAGAUAAUAAGUAAGCGUUUCAAAUAUUCAAACAUGGACGACGAUGAGGACCACCAGCCAGGUCCAUCAAGAGCCAGGUUAGGCGCGAGAAACGGACAAAGAAUGCGCGGUUUCGGCGAAGGGAGAGCCCCGCGAGGACGCAAUCAAAGCGAACCUGCCUGGUCUUCGAACAUCCAAAAUAGGUUUAGAUGGCAAAGACCUGGAUCGCAAACCAGACAAUUACCUAUGCCGCUACAUAAUGCCCCAUAUUUUCCUAAUCGAUGGAGAGAACAAAGAGAACACAGAGAGCAGAGAGAGUUACCUCCUCGUGGCGAAGAUAAAAUCAAAUUUACAAAGAACGAUGGAUCGAAGGACCGUCGCGGCCAUGGCUUCGUGGGAUAUAGAAAAUUAGAAGAAAUCGCAAAUUCAGAUGAUAAUGAUAUUCUUGUUAAAGUCAAUGAAAAAAGAGCAGGAUUUUUAGAAAUCAUAGGAAAAGAGAUCGAUAAGCCAGAUGUUUUCGUAUUGACUAUAAAAAUAUUGUCAAAAAUAUGUAAAUCCUCAUUCGACCAACUGAAAUUCAAAUUAAUAUUAGAGAUAUGCAACACGGAUUUUAUAGGAAGUUUGUUAAAAUAUCUGUUGGAUUUACCAUACACAGAUAUGAAAUCGAAGAACUCUAUGUACUGGAACAAUCAAGAGGAAUUUUGGAGCAACAUCAUAACUUUUUGCGACUUUAUCAUUGCUUCGUCACCGUCCACGGCUUUCACGAAAUACAGGUCCUUGGUGGAAGCGACCAAGUCCUGCCUUAAUAAUUUGAAUGAGCAACAAGCCUUUCCGACCACUGAGCAGUAUAUCGCCAAAUUAGAUGAGUUGCGCAAGAAGCUAUCUUCAGUCAGCAGUAAGAUGGCGGCCGCACAAACAGAAAAGGGUGCUUCAAGUGACAUCCACGACGUCCAGCCUCCGGAUAACUUCCGUUGGCUAAAUAUAGUACCAAUGAGUGUGGACCUCAGCCAUCACACACCGUUUCUACGCCCCAACAUUGUCAAAGGCAGCUAUCACGACGUCGAACAUUAUUUAGACGUGCAGUUCAGAUUGUUAAGAGAAGAUUGUUUCGGACCACUCCGCGAGGGUGUUCUUCAAUUCAAGAAUGAUCCCCACAAAGGGCGCUACGACAACAUACGCGUAUUCGACAAUGUGAAAUUCGUCCAACCUUAUAUAACACAAGGCAAGGUUGGGUGCAUAGUGCAAAUCGAUAUGGGCCAAAGAAAAAAUAAAAACCUUGCAAAAAUAAAAUGGGAACAUAACAAAAGAUUCAUAUUUGGAUCAUUGGUGUUAUUUACAAAGGACAAUUGCAGAACUUUCAUUGCAGCUACUGUCCUAGAUCGCGAUUCCCGUCUACUUGCACAAGGAAAGAUACCGGUAUGUUUGGUGGAUGAGAAAUAUGACGAGGGCUUGUACAGUCAAAACGAGUCAUAUAUAAUGAUAGAGAGUGAAAUUUAUUUUGAACCGUACUACCACGUCAUGAAAGCUCUGCAGGACCCAUCAUUCGGCACGAUGUUGCCUAUGCAGGAGUACAUUGUCAAAGUCCAGGCAGAGCAUAAACCCCCUGCAUAUUUAGUUCCCGAUAAAAAGUUUGUAUUUGAUGUUGUUGAUACCAGAAAAAUGGGUACGCAACGAAACAUAGUGGCUGAGCUUGAUUUAUUAAACAGUGACAGCGACAGUGACAGUGACAACCAACCAUUGCGUUUGCGUCAAACUGAUAAUAAAUACGAUGUUUUUCGGCCGGAUACCUGGCCGUCGAUGGAGGAAUUCAACCUUGAUGAAAGUCAAUAUAAUGCGUUCAUACAUGCGCUCACGCACGAAUUUGCUGUCAUUCAGGGUCCACCUGGAACUGGGAAGACUUUUAUUGGUUUAAAAAUAACUAAGGCUUUACUCGACAACCUCGAAGAUGUAGACGGUUGUCUAAUGCUUGUGCUAUGUUACACAAACCACGCAUUGGACCAGUUCCUGGAGGGCAUAUUGAACUUCACUACAUCUGUGGCGCGCAUAGGCGGUCAAUCGAAAAGUGAAAAUAUGGUUAAUAUUAACUUAAAUAAUUUAAGAGCUAACGUGAGCAGACAUUCGCCAACUAACAAACUCUACUUUGAACAAAAAGCCGACGUGGAUGUGUCAUCGAAUGAAUUUAGAAAUGGCGUACUCCUUCUAAAUAUCCUUAAUAACGGUGUUUUGGCCUACAACUGCAUUAAAGAUCGUGCGCCAGCACUACAACUGCUGGGGGAAUAUUACGGUAACACCACUGGUGAUAUUAUGUUUCUCUGGCUUUUUGAACAUAGCCAUCAAUUUAUUAGUACUAUCGAGGAAUGUCUAGAAAAAUAUCAGGACAACGAAGAAACGGAGGAAGUGAAAGAAGAAAUAAAUAAAAGAAAAAAGUUACUUAUUGAUUAUGAUGAUUGCGAUGAUAAAACAUUAAAUAAAAUAUUGAAAAGUGAAGAACUACAAACAACAUUUUCGCUACAAAAUGCCGAAUCGAAAUUAAAAGAAAUGAUACUCUUUUACAAAGGGAAUAAAGUUCAAGACGAACUGUCUCGUCGUCGUCUCGCAAUUGAGAUUCAAGUUUUGGACAGCCAAGUUUCGAUGUUUAAGAUCAUGUCGCAGUCGAAAUCGCGGCGCGUUAACAGAAGAAUCAAUCAUCAUACAAAUUUUCAAUACAUUUCGGCAGAGGACCGCUGGGCAUUGUACUUUGAAUGGAUCGAACCCCUGGUAGAAACGAUUAGAGACAAUGUUGCAGUUUUGCAGCGUUCUUUGGCGCCCAAAAUAACAACAUUGGAAGAAUCUAGAAUGCUAACGGACUUAGAAGUGUUGAAAAAUAGAAGAGUUGUUGCGAUGACAACGUCCGGCGCCGCCAGACUGCGCAAACUGAUCAAAGCUCUUGAUCCACCUAUAGUAAUCAUCGAAGAAGCCGCCGAGGUGCUAGAACAACACAUCAUUACAUCGCUGACGAAAAAUAGUCAACACGUGAUCCUUAUCGGCGACCACCAGCAGCUGCGUCCCUCGGCGUCGCACAUGAAGCUGGCGCGCAAGUUCGACCUGGAGGUGUCGCUGUUCGAGCGCAUGGUGCGCAACGGCGUGCACAGCCGGCGCCUCGGCGUGCAGCACCGCAUGCGGCCCGAGCUCGCCGCGCUCGUGGCGCCGCACAUCUACGCCGAGCUCGACAACCACGCCUCCGUCUGCAACAGGCCCGACGUGCUCGGCCUCCAGAAAAACCUCUUCUUCUUCACUCACGAUUACAUCGAAGAGCCACAAACCGAUUCGAAUAGAAGCAGAACUAAUCAUAAGGAAGCCGAUAUAACAUUGGCUUUGGCAAAUUACAUCAUCAUGCAAGGGUACAGCGCCGAUGAAGUCACUAUCCUCACAACUUACUCCGGUCAGAUGUUUUAUUUGCGAAAAGAACGCGCUAAGUAUCAUCAUCUCCAAGGAGUCAAAAUCACAGUAGUGGACAAUUAUCAAGGCGAAGAAUGUAGGAUCAUCCUGUUAUCUCUCGUAAGAAACAAUGAGGAGGGCAAAAUAGGUUUCCUGGCCACCGAGAACAGGGUCUGCGUAGCUCUCUCGCGAGCCAAAGAAGGUUUCUAUAUUUUUGGCAACAUUGAUAUAUUGAAAAAGAAUUCGCCAUUGUGGCAGAAUAUCGCAAGAACACUUGAGAACAUGGGGAGUUUGGGCUCUUCGCUGGUCUUAAAAUGCGAACGUCAUCAAGAAUACAACACCGUGAUUAAUAAUUUAGAGGAUUUUGAAAAAGUACCCGAAGGCGGUUGUAAUCUGAUAUGCAAUCUCGAGUUGAGCUGCGGACACAACUGUGAGCUGUUCUGCCACGGAUACGAUAGAGCUCAUAAGACAAAUGCCACAAGAUGUCAUAAAAAAUGUGAAAGGACUAUUUGCGAACUAGAUCACAAAUGUCCUUACCAAUGCUGGCAGGAAUGUAAGCCUUGCGAAGUAUUGAUGACGAAGACACUUCCGUGUAAACACUUGAUGAAUUUGUACUGUCACAUCGAUCCUGAAGACAAGAGUGUAAAGUGCUGCACUGAGGUGCCGUGCACGCUACCAGCUUGCCAGCAUGCGGGUAAGAAGAUGUGUCAUGAAGACUUGGCGAAGGUUCGUUGUACUGAACGAUGCAUAUACCGCUUGGAUUGUGGACAUGCCUGCAUGAGAACAUGCCAUGUCAAUAACGACCCCGACCACGAGAAGUACAUAUGUAAGAAGCAAUGCGAGAGAAUGAAGAAUGGUUGCACCGUUGUAAGUGACGACAACCAAGAUCUCAGCAAACACGUGUGUGAUAAAUUGUGCCACGAACAGUGCUCUGAUUGCACUGUGGAGGUGGUAAAGAAGAGAACUAAAUGUAAACACAUUUACAAAGUGGCUUGCAAUGCGGAUGUCGACGCCAUUGUCUGUCGAAAGAAUUGCGCGCGCAGUCUGCCGUGUGGCCACUUUUGCAAGAGCAAAUGCUUCGAAGAAUGUGGGAACUGUGUCGAGAAGGUGAAAAAGAUAAUACCGGAAUGUGGUCACGAAAUAAUAAUAGCAUGUCACGUGGAGCCAACGCGUGCUCUUUGUAAUAGAAAAUGCGAGAGAGUGUUACAAUGCGGCCAUCGGUGCAAGAGUUUAUGCUCCAAACCUUGUGACCGCGGCGCCUGCGCAGAGCCAUCGACGGUGAAGCACGAGGCGCCGUACGGACACCGCGUCGACAUUCCUUGCAACUUGGUCGAACCACUCACUAAAGGUACAGUGCAGGCCGAGGUUUUACUGAAGCACUGCACGGAGCGGUGCGGCGCGGAGCUGGCGUGCGGCCACGUGUGCCAGGGCUCCUGCGCCGCCUGCCACCACGGCCGCCUGCACGCGCCGUGCCAGCAGCCCUGCCGCCGCCCUAUCAUAUGCGGACACGAAUGUACGGAGCCCUGUAACCAGGUUUGUCCUCCUUGCCAGCGGCCUUGCGAAGUUAAAUGUGCACAUUCUACUUGCAACAAAAAAUGUGGACAGCCCUGCACCCCUUGCAAGGAGGCGUGCACGCGGUCGUGUCCGCACGGCGCGUGCGCGCGGCGGUGCGACGCGCGGUGCAGCGUGCCGCCGUGCGAGCGCGCGUGUGCGCGGCGCCUGCCGUGCGGGCACGCGUGCCGCGGCCUGUGCGGCGAGCCCUGCCCCGACAUCUGCAAGCAGUGCCGCCCCGACGACUUCCCGCGCGGACUCAUCGGCGAGGAGUUCGAGGACGACGACAAGUUCAUCCAACUGCUGGACUGCGGACAUAUCCUCUGUGUGGACGACGCUGACGGACUGAUGAACAGCCACCCUGAGGAGGUCCAUAUCCGCACGUGCCCUAUGUGCCGGAAACCCAUAAUAAACACGAACCGAUACAAGGAUAUUGUCAACGAUUCGUUAAAAAAUGAAAUUGGGCCCAUCAAACAAAAAAUUUACGGACAUCCCAAAGAUAUAAUCCAAAAAAGAGAAGAGUUAUCGCGUAAAUAUAACGAGGCAAAGUUACAAGAGAAAGUUGAAUCGAAUGCCUGCUUAAAACAGAAAUUUUUGCAUCUGUACUCUGUGAUAACACAAAAGAAACAGGCAUCUCGUCUAGAAUUGGAGAUGCAACUGAUAUAUUUGAAUAUUCUUACACUUACAGCGGAUUGUUAUGCAACAUACAAAAAUGUGAAAUAUUUGGAAUUGAAAGGAAAGGUCGAGGAACAAAUUAUAAUGAUAUGUAGUAUUCUCGAGACGACCAGAAAGAAAUAUUUAAUGGUGAAGAAAAUAAGCGAACAACAACAAACCGACGCAUUGAAUGAAAUCAAGCGCUUGAAUUCUAUAGUUCAAUUUUCGAAGCUUCUCAGUCACAACAGUUAUAUAGCCGUGAAAGAAAAACCAGAAGUGGUCACGGCUGUAAAAGCCGCCCACGAAGUUGUGUUCAGUUUAAAAACAUUCAACCAGGAGAAAGCAACCGAAACCAUGAAGAAAUUACAGGAUACUAUCAAGGUAUCUGGCUGUUUGUCUAUGGAUGAAAUACAAAUGGUCAUAAGAGCCGUGAAAGAUAUACCGCAAUCUGGCCACUGGUUCAAAUGUCCGAACGGCCACUUUUACGCCAUCGGCGAGUGUGGCGGCGCCAUGGAGGUGAGCAAGUGCGCGGACUGCGGCGCGGCCGUGGGCGGCCGGUCACACACUCUACUGGCAGACAACGCGCACGCGCGCGAGAUUGACGGCUCGCGCUUCCCCAAAUGGUCCGAACAGUACAACAAUAUGGCUAAUUUCGAUUUAAAUAUUAUUGAAUAAUCUUCUCAUCUGUUUAUGUCCAGAAGACUAGACGGAUUUUUUAUAAAUAUUUUCUCUGACAGCAUACCUAAAUAGAUAUGUCCUAAUAGAUAUGGAUAUAAGUAAUUUUAUUAAUAUGACCUUGUAACUUGUGACUUGAGACUUGAGUAGUCCAUGUUGCUAAUAUAAUGUUAUAGGAUGUAGCCCUUAUUAGACUCUAAACUUAAUUAUUUUUUAUCAUUUUCUUGUUAUCGUUUUGCAAUAUUUUGUUUUCCGUAUUACACGUAUAAAUACUUAUACUGAGUGCAAAAAAAAUAUAGUUUUAUCUCUAAGUAUGUGAUUAUAUAAUGUUUCAAUUGGCUACAAUAAAUAUUUUUCUUUAAUAA